Nematolebias whitei (Rio pearlfish) is the source of this 1690-nucleotide messenger RNA. It is a transcript of the gene gata1a, whose product is annotated as GATA binding protein 1a. Gene Ontology annotation, biological process: cell fate commitment; negative regulation of transcription by RNA polymerase II; positive regulation of transcription by RNA polymerase II. Gene Ontology annotation, molecular function: DNA-binding transcription factor activity, RNA polymerase II-specific; RNA polymerase II cis-regulatory region sequence-specific DNA binding; zinc ion binding. Lineage: Eukaryota; Metazoa; Chordata; Actinopteri; Cyprinodontiformes; Rivulidae. Bases 45 to 1328 code for a protein of 427 amino acids. The record is from RefSeq and is a predicted model, not a curated record. The transcript is spliced from 6 exons.
CACGGCUCCCGUGGGGCAUCAGCUCAGAGACUUCCCCUGCUGACAUGGACGAUCCAUCCGAGCAGUCCCACUGGGUGUCCCCCUCCCUGCUCGGCUCAGACCCUCUGGCUGGUUUCUCCUCUGACUCCGGCCUGUUGCCUCCUGGUGAAGAUGGCGAGGCCUUCUUCUCCGUACAAGACACAGACUUCUCCAGCCUGCCGGGCUUCUUCUCCAGCCCCAGCCACAGCCGGGCACCAUCCAGCUACAGGCACAGCUCGGUCCGACAGGUGUUCACCUCACCUGGCCUCCUCAGCAACCUCCAGCUCCUGGACGGGCCGCCCAGCCACUCCCUGAGCUUGCCCUACAGCCCCGCAGCCUCCACCUGGAGCAGCAGCCCCCUCGCCAAGACCCCACUGCACUCACACACACCCACCUCCCUCUACACCCCCGGGGUCACCUCCUCUUUCACCACCUCCAGGGACGGGUACUCAUCAUCUCCUGGCAGAGAGGGCAGGGAGAGUCCCCGUCUGCAGGAGGCCCUUAAAGCAGAGCGGCUGAGCCCACUGGGAGGGUCCGGGGCCGGCAGCAGCUUUCUGAACCUGACCCCUGCAGCUGGGGGGAUGUACACCCCCUCGUCACACACCCAUCCACACAUGUUGAGCCCCUAUAGCUCGUACAUGAGCGGGCCGCAGGACUACAGCUCCGCUGCGCUCUACUCCGGGGCCGGAGCAUGGAUCAGCCCCUCGUAUUCUCCCACAAUCCGGAACAAGAUGAGGGCAACCACUCCAGAGGCCAGGGAGUGUGUGAACUGUGGAGCCACGGCGACCCCUCUGUGGCGCCGGGACGGGACGGGCCACUACCUGUGUAACGCCUGUGGACUGUACCACAAGAUGAACGGUCAAAACAGACCCCUGAUCCGACCCAAGAAGAGACUGAUCGUCAGUAAGCGUGCAGGGACCGUGUGUGCCAACUGUCACACAAGCACGACGACUCUGUGGCGACGCAACACUAACGGGGAGCCCGUGUGCAACGCCUGCGGCCUCUACUUUAAACUGCACAACGUCAACCGGCCCCUCACCAUGAAGAAAGAAGGCAUUCAAACACGCAACAGGAAGGUCUCCAGCAAGAACAAGAAAAGCAAGAAGGCGGCCAUGUUUGAGCAGUACUCAGAGGUGGCUCAGCCUCUUCCCCUGGACGACACCAGCGGGCACUUUUCCCUCGGCCCCGGGACUCUGCUGACCUACAGCCACACCCCGCACCUCAUCCCUACACCGUCGGCCCUGCACCCCUCCAGCAGCUUACCCUACACCCACCACCUCAACACCGGCAUGGUGUCCACACUGGUGUGACGGCUUCAUGGCCUCACCAGCCAGCGUGCUUUCAUCGUCAUCAUCCGUGUGGAUUUGUACAGAAUAAAUCUUAUGAGAUCUCUUAAUUUUCACUGUUUUAAUCAGUUCCAGUUGUAUGCCAAGUCCUAAAAAUCACUCCUCUGAAGUUGCUGCACACAUGAACACACUGAUAAGGGAACUUGUUCAGCUGUAAAUACAAACAAAAUCUGAUUUCAUGUCAAAAUCUGCAUGAAGACGCUCCUUUAUUUAUCCAAAAGGUAAAAACCCUGCGAUGUACAAUGUGUAGUGGGUCUCUGUUAUGUAUUUCCAUAAUUGAUGUGGCCACACUGAAGCAACUGAGGACAAUAAAACAUUUGACUUGU